This is a messenger RNA of Coffea eugenioides, 2503 nucleotides long. RefSeq lists its product as uncharacterized. Bases 731 to 1981 code for a protein of 416 amino acids. The transcript has a single exon. Gene Ontology annotation, cellular component: endoplasmic reticulum. NCBI's taxonomy places the organism in Eukaryota, Viridiplantae, Streptophyta, Magnoliopsida, Gentianales, Rubiaceae. Gene Ontology annotation, molecular function: ubiquitin protein ligase activity; ubiquitin-like protein conjugating enzyme binding; metal ion binding. The record is from RefSeq and is a predicted model, not a curated record. Gene Ontology annotation, biological process: ubiquitin-dependent protein catabolic process.
CAAUCACACAAAAUCUCAUCACAAAACACACACACUCACACACAAGCAGACCGGAUCCCUGUUCACAGUCAAUAUGGAAACCCCACUCCAUUUUCACUCAAACUGUAAGCUUUAAGCUUCUUCAGCUCAUCAUCAUAUCCCUUCACAAGGUCCUUCUCUCUCUCUCUCUCUCUCUCUCUCUCUCUCUAUUCUGUGUCUAUACAAUUUUUUUUUGGUUUUUAUAUCCUUAUUUGGUAAACCCUGAAUUGGGUUUUUUUUUUUGCUUUUAAUUUUUGGACUGCUUGUAAUGAAGUGGUUAAUUUAAUUUGUCUGUGUUAGAUUAGCGAAAAUUGUUUCUGAGGUCAGAAUCUUUUACCCCUCUUUUGUCUGACAAAUAUUAGGGUUUUGACCCACCAAAAAAAAGAAUAGAUUUUUCCUUGAGUUGACUGGCAGAUAUUACUGAAAGGAUUUUUGGUUUUAUAUUUUCUGGCUAAAUUGUGUUAGGAUUUGACCAGAAAGUUUCUGAGGCCAUUUAAUCAAAAUUUUGAGAGUUUUUGCAUUACAUUUUGUCGACAUUUAUCUGAAUUUUCCCUUGUAAGAUCAAAUAAAGUUAGGGUUUUGGGUGAAUUAGCUAGAAGAAGAUGGUUGAUGAUUUUUUGGUUUAGGGCAAAGAGUUGGGAUUCUGAUUUCGUUGAGUUUGAGCUGAGAAAGGAAGGAUUUUUUUUUUUUUGGGGGGAUUGUUAAAUUUGUGAUGGGAGACGGGAUGAAUCUUGACCUCAAUUUGGGGCCUAUUGAUCAUUCUAGCGAAAAUACUGAGCCCAGGUCGGGAUCGUUUCCUGACGAGACCAUGAAUUUGGAGGACUGGUUAGGUGAUGGUCCUCUUAAUAGGGCUAUAGAACCAUUUAGGCAGAGAAGACGGUGGCGGUCGGUUUGGAGACAACUACAAGUGCCACUUGAAACAAGGGACAUUGCUAUGGAGCUAAUUGGUGGGAGUGGAUUACAAGCUGGUGAGGGUAGUGUUGCAGCAGAGGAUGCACCGGUGGAUGUGGUUAAAACGUGUGAGAACAAUAAUGUGUUCUUGGAAGAUGAGGCUUUGGGAAAGAAGGAUGAUGAUGAAAAGGGCAAUGGCGAAGCAGGAAGCUUUUUUGAUUGCAAUGUAUGCUUGGACCUGGCCAAGGACCCUGUUGUGACUUGUUGCGGUCACUUGUUUUGUUGGCCUUGCCUCUAUAGGUGGUUACAUGUUCACUCAGAUGCCAAGGAGUGUCCAGUUUGUAAAGGGGAAGUGACCAUGAAAACUGUUACCCCAAUCUAUGGCCGGGGAAAGAAUGCCCGACAGUUAGAGGAUGAUUCAAAUCUGAAAAUCCCCCUGAGGCCCCAAGCACGACGUGUUGAGAGCUUCAGACAAUCUCUACAGAGGACUGCUUUUACUGUUCCUAUGGAGGAAAUGAUUCGGCGUCUUACCAGUAGGUAUGAUUUGUAUCAGGUUCAUUCCCACAAUGCUGAUGCUUCACGGGACUCACCUGAAAGAAGCCAUUCGCUGCUCAACAGGAUCCUGACAUCAAGAGGAAUGCGCAGAGAGCAGAAUAAUGUAAUAUCACCAGAUGAUGUAGUUGACUUUACACAGAGCAGUCCUACCAAUUCAGAGGUGGGGGAAGCCGGACGAAUUUCGUCACUCUUGCUUCGUAGAUCACAUCCAAAUCAAGCUGCUAUCUCUCAUCUGACAUCCACCUUGAGUUCUACAGAAAGGUUAGUUGAAUCCUACUUCCGUAACAAUCCCGUUGAUAGGACUCAGGAGCAAACUUUGCCAGUGGAUGAUAGAGAUUCUAUCUCAAGCAUCGCUGCUGUCAUACAGUCGGAGAGUCAGACAGUAGAUACUGCAGUUGAAAUAGAUUCCACAGUUUCACUCUCCACUUCAUCUUCCAGAAGAAGGAAUGAUGCUUCAAGAAUUUCAGACGUGGACAGUGGAGAUUCACGUCCCCAUAGGAGGAGAAGAUUGGGUUGAUUUGUGCUUCUCCUCUUUACUGUUGACUAUCAUUCUCUCUGCUAAAUGUCAAGUCAUGGUUUGAAAACGGGAAGUGCCUCUAUGUUACUACAUAUCGGCUUGUUCCUGAGAAUUCUUGCCUGUCUUCUUUUUCAUUCAGAAGAAGAAACAACGCAUCAAGACUUUCCAAAUCUUGAUACUGGAGAUCCACUUGCGUUAGGAGUAGAAGUUUGAAUUGAUUUGAUCUCCUCAGCUUCACUUUCAUAUUGCGCUGCUGCUCCUCCUCAGUUUCGAGUCACCUUUUAUCUACAUCAAAAUGCCUUCAAAUAAAUAUAAUAGUAGUAUUUUCUGGAAAAUAUUAAGCUUUGCUCUUAGCAUUGGUAGCGAUGAGGUACCUACAGAAACUUUGAAAAGUUUUGGUGUUUAGGAUUCCUGGUCGAUGACCUUGUUGCAGUAAUCUGAUUAUUAUGUGGUUUCAAUUUGUACAUGUUUGUAGCAAAUUUUAUGAAGAUACAGACCAAUUGAUAGUCAUCUGUUAAGAUC